Darwinula stevensoni is the source of this 2227-nucleotide messenger RNA. The record is from the annotation of a GenBank genome assembly. Lineage: Eukaryota; Metazoa; Arthropoda; Ostracoda; Podocopida; Darwinulidae.
AGAAAAUGAAACUAGACUCUUUUUUCCUGUCUGACUAAAUUCCACAUUGUUUGGGAAGAUUCUGCGGCGAUCACAGCAGUGUGGCCAUGGGGAUGAAUAUUGUUUGUUGCCCAUCAUUCCAUUCUAUGUGAAGUGGCUCCGGCCAAUAUGGUCGCCGACAACUGAGAACGUGCCAUCAACGAGAAGCCCAUGAAGAGCUCUCAGCUAAAAACCCAAAAGGUUAUUGCGCUUUUGCUCAUUUUUUUACUCAGAAAUUUUAUUUUCAUCGCUGAAAAAUGCUUCAGAUGACCAGAAUGAGAAAAUUUCACGUUGACGAUACUCUUGUUGAUAGCAAAAUUGUGACCACGUUGUCGUAGGACCAGGAUCGUUGACAGCUUGGAACACGCACUAGGUAUAGAGGGCGACGCCUUGUAGCCCUGGCCUUUAGGCCUAAGUGUAGGUUAGGGGUGUCUACUGUGCAAGUAGUCAAUGGACAGACUUAUGUAAGGGUAGACGUAGGCCUAGGCUAAGUUCAAGGGUCAAGCGUUGGGCCGGGAUGAGAGGCAUUUCCAUAUCGACAUUCCGAGUCGUGGUCGAUUUGCCACCAUCUAUGACGAAGACAAGUGUUACUGGUGGGAAUUUGUUUGCCUAGUUACCAGCCAUAUUACUCCCUUUCCUUUUAUAGCCAAUGAAGACAUGUGAUUUCUUAAAGCUAUCUAUGGAAGAAGUAGCUGCUGCAUUUUCACAUAAUGCUUUUACACUUACUCUACCAAACAACAAAAGUUGUCCAGUAGUGUGAGUCAUGCUUAUUGACAUGUCCCACUGGGCUGAUUUUCUCCUUUGAAUUUAUCAAGUUAGAAAAUUAACCAUGCCCCACAUUAUCAAGGCUCAUUGACUUUCAAUGCCUUGCUGAGAGCCUCCAUUGUUAACCUGAACUCUGUCUUUAUGAAAGUCCUUGUAUCUCCCUAUUAUGCUAGUAGCUUCCCCGGAACUCUUUCCAGAGCCAUUUAAUCUCUUUUAUUUGCAGGCCUCAGAAAUUGGAUGCAAUUUGUAUGAAACUGCCUCAUCAAAACUGUGUACUAUGAAAGAAAAAUGUGUACGCUCUUAUUGGUGCCUGAAUGCCAGAGGAUGCCAAGUACUAUUUUAAAUUUAGCUAACUUUGUCUGGAUAUAUUCUUUCAUUUUAGUCCCUUAUUGAUAACCCCAAAUUCCCUUUCCUCUUUUUCUUUCUAUCCUAACUAAAUACAUUCAGCUACUCAUUGUUAGGGCCAAUAAUGAAGAACUUUCCAUCUACCUUUAUAAUACUUUAUCAGCCAUUUUUUUACCCCACUCAUCCAUGAGCCAUAAGCCCCACUUAGCUCUUGCCUUAUCCUCUUCUUCAUUUUUGCUGUAAAUUUAUUUCUUUCUUCACGAGGCACUCAUCUAAAUCAUUAUUGUAAAUGACAAACAGAAGUGACCCCAAGAAGGAGCCCCUGGAGGACUCCACUCAUGACUCCAUCCAUCAGGAGACGUUUCCCCAUUGCAAUUACUCUCUACUCUCUCCCUAACAACCAGGCUCUGAAUGCAGCUCAACGCCAAGGGGUCCCUGUAGAGACAACAAAGAAAUUCAAUGCAGGUACUAACAAGCAUACAGGGACCACUUUGAACACCACACGUUUGGACCGAGAGACUGAAGAGUUGAAACAUGAUAAGGUGACUCUCGAUGUUGGACGCUUGAUUCAGCAAGGACGGCAGGCGAAGAAUAUGACACAAAAGGACCUUGCCACAAGAAUCAACGAAAAACCUCAGGUGAUAAACGACUAUGAAGCUGGUCGAGCUAUUCCAAACCAGGCCAUCAUGGGAAAGAUAGAACGGAUACUAGGAAAAGAACUGCCAAUAGCCUUGCAAUUGGCAGAAUCAAGCUUCGUGGCAAAGAAAAAGGAAAAGCAAAUAUGCCUCCUGGGUCAAAGGAUUGAGUGCUCCUCGCUCUUUGUCACCCAGGAGGCAAGUGAAAAAAAAAACAUCUGUCCUUGGAUGUCUACUGGGAGACUUUUCCCUGGCAGUGAUCUUUCAUACCCCCUCAUCAUUUCUCAUGUUCUUUUGGGAAGUUGUUGGCUUUUUUUGCAGGUGACUUCCUUAUGGUGUUGGCAUCCCUUCGACUAUCCAUUGCUAUCUCUGCAGUGAAACUUUCAUGUUUCUGUUUCUCAUCUUUGAAAUAGUCUCUCAUGUGUGAUGCAUAAUUUGGAGUAAAAUUUGGAGUAAUAACUUUG